AUGUUGGCCAGGCUGGUCUUGAACUCCUGACCUCAAUUGAUCCGUCCGCCUCGGCCUCCCAAGUCCUGGGAUUACAGGCGUGAGCCACCACGCCCGGCCUGUUUUAUGCCUUUAUAAGCAGCUAUUCUGAGAAAGCGUUCACAAGCCUCACCAGAUGCCGGAGUCCAUACUGCAAAAUCAAAGGGAGGCUAAACACCCCAGUUCUAAAAUGUUUUCAAGCUAUUCAGAUACUGUGCACACCUGCCCUUUGAAGUAAGGUCUAUUAUAUCUCCUUUACAGACCCAGAAACGGAGGCGCAGAAGUUAUGGUCAGCCCCAGGUCACACAGUUAACAAGAGCUGGCCUAGGCACCCAGGGACCUGGCACCCUAGCCUCCGUGCUUUGCUACUGAGCUUAGCACUCCUCUUGUGGCUUUUUCUUGAGGAGCCCAAGGGUCAGCGUCCCACCCAGCCAUAUGAGGCCAGUGGCACUGCCCCCUAGCUGGGGUGAGAUGCCAGAGCCCUAGGAUGCCUGAAAGGCUGGGCAGGAGGCGGAUGGGCGUCGGCCAAUGGCUGUCGCAGCGCCUCACCUGGCCGUCUGUGUGAGCCCAGGUAUGCAGUAGGCUCCGCCCAGGACCCAGCCCGGCCCCUCCUCAGGCCUGGGCUCUGGGAGCGGAAAUUCCGGCGCCAGCGGGGCAAUACAGGAGCUGAUGCGAGCCGGCAGCGCUGGGCCAUGGAACCGGUAGAGACCUGGACCCCCGGAAAGGUGGCAACUUGGCUGAGAGGUCUUGACGACUCCCUGCAGGACUAUCCCUUUGAGGACUGGCAGCUGCCUGGCAAGAACCUGCUCCAGCUCUGCCCCCGAAGCCUCGAGGCUCUGGCUGUGCGGUGUCUGGGACACCAGGAGCUCAUCCUGGGCGGGGUGGAACAGCUCCAGGCCCUGAGCUCCAGGCUACAGACAGAGAACCUGAAGAGCCUGACAGAGGGGCUGCUGGGGGCAACCCGUGACUUCCAGAGCAUAGUCCAAGGCCGCCUGGGGGACUGUGCCAAGACCCCUAUUGAUGUCCUCUGUGCAACUGUGGAGCUGGUGCAUGAAGCCAACACCCUCCUCUUCUGGCUCAGCAGGUACCUCUUCUCCCACUUAAAUGACUUCUCAGCAUGCCAGGAGAUCCGGGACUUGUUGGAGGAGCUGAGCCAGGUCUUGCAUGAGGAUGGUCCAGCAGACGAGAAGGAGGGCACAGUCCUGAGGAUCUGCAGCCACGUGGCUGGGAUCUGCCACAACAUCCUGGUCUGCUGCCCCAAGGAGCUGCUGGAGCAGAGGGCCGUGCUCGAGCAGGUGCAGCUGGACAGUCCAUUGAGGGGAAGUCAGAGGCCCAGAGGAGUAGCAAGUCCAAAGUCACACAGCAAGUCUGGGCAGGACCAGCUUGGGGACCUGGAAAUUCACACCACCAGCAAUUGCCAGCACUUUGUGUCCCAAGUGGACACCCAGGUUCCCACUGACUCCCAACUGCAGAUCCAACCUGGAGACGAGGUUGUCCAGAUCAACGAGCAGGUGGUGGUUGGAUGGCCCCAUAAGAACAUGGUAAGGGAGCUGCUGCGGGAGCCAGCCGGACUCAGCUUAGUGCUGAAGAAGAUCCCGAUACCGGAGACCCCCCCGCAGACGCCCCCUCAGGUCCUGGACUCCCCGCACCGGAGGAGCCCAUCACUGUCUCUGGCCCCACUGUCUCCCAGGGCCCCAUCUGAAGACGUCUUUGCCUUCGACCUGUCUUCAAACCCCAGUCCCGGACCCAGCCCUGCCUGGACAGACUCUGCCUCCCUUGGCCCUGAGCCCCUGCCCAUCCCCCUGGAAACCCCAGCCAUACUCCCAGCAGGGGUAGCAGGGACUCCAGGGCUCCCUGAAUCCCCUGACAAGAGUCCUGUUGGUCGGAAGAAAUCAAAAGGCCUGGCGACCCGGCUGAGCCGCCGGCGGGUGUCAUGCCGUCAGCUGGGCCGGCCGGACUGUGACGGCUGGCUCCUGUUGCGAAAGGCACCCGGUGGCUUCAUGGGCCCGCGCUGGCGCCGCUGCUGGUUUGUGCUCAAGGGACACACGCUCUACUGGUACCGCCAGCCCCAGGAUGAGAAGGCUGAGGGCCUCAUCAAUGUCUCCAACUAUAGUCUGGAAAGUGGACAUGAUCAGAAGAAGAAAUAUGUGUUUCAGCUCACCCAUGAUGUGUACAAACCUUUCAUCUUCGCUGCUGAUACCCUGACAGAUCUGAGCAUGUGGGUGCGUCAUCUCAUUACCUGCAUCUCCAAGUACCAGUCUCCGGGCCGGGUGCCCCCGCCUCGAGAGGAAGACUGCUACAGUGAGACCGAAGCAGAAGACCCAGACGAUGAGGCUGGGUCCCACUCAGCCUCGCCCAGCCCUGCUCAAGCUGGGAGUCCCCUCCAUGGAGACACAUCACCUGCAGCCACCCCCACACAGCGCAGCCCACGGACCUCCUUUGGCUCUCUGACAGACAGCAGUGAAGAGGCACUGGAAGGAAUGGUACAGGGGCUGAGGCAGGGUGGUGUGUCCCUCCUAGGCCGGCCACAGCCCCUAACCCAGGAACAGUGGCGGAGCUCUUUCAUGCGGCGCAACCGAGACCCUCAGCUCAAUGAGCGAGUGCACCGUGUACGGGCGCUACAGAGCACACUCAAGGCAAAGCUGCAGGAGCUGCAGGUCCUAGAAGAAGUGCUGGGUGACCCUGAACUGACAGGAGAGAAGUUCCGCCAGUGGAAGGAGCAGAACCAGGAGCUGUACUCAGAGGGCCUGGGGGCCUGGGGAGUGGCACAGGCUGAAGGCAGCUCCCACAUCUUGGCCUCUGACUCCAGAGAACAUACCCCCAACUCCCUGUCCUCUGACCCUGAAGAGCACUCCCAUCUCUGCCCUCUGACCUCAGAGAGCAACCUCCAACCUCCUGACCUCUGACCCUGGCCAGCACUCUACCUCCUGACCUUUGACCCGAGGGCCACCUCAACCCCAGCUUCUGACAUGUCCAGGACAGAGCAUCCCUGGAUUCUGUUCAGGGUGGGAAGUAGUACUGCUAAUCACGGUCUCACCCCGAGCUGACCCCUCUGCCUGCGCUUUGUGCCACCCUCUCUCUUGCCAAAGAAGAAACUCUCCCACCCCAUCCUCCCAUCUCUGGGCCACAGCCCUGCCCCUACAGUUCCUUGACAGUUCUCCCCCAAAACCAGGUCUGUACAGGUGUUCUUUGUUUUACAUGAGGGCUACUUUCCAACCAAAUACAGUCAAUUUUU
This is a messenger RNA of Macaca mulatta (Rhesus monkey), 3253 nucleotides long. RefSeq names its product connector enhancer of kinase suppressor of Ras 1 (gene CNKSR1). Gene Ontology annotation, molecular function: protein binding. NCBI's taxonomy places the organism in Eukaryota, Metazoa, Chordata, Mammalia, Primates, Cercopithecidae. The record is from RefSeq and is a predicted model, not a curated record.